AUGGAUUUUGCUUGCCUGCCUCCUUGUUUUGCUUUGCACGCGCUUUACAGCUGGGAUACCACGGUUAAAUCCAAGGACAGUUGCAUGUCGGUCAGCCGCCGGUUUUCUCUUGACGUUCCUUCGCGGGCGCCAACUCCGGUCCGCACGCCAGCGCGGUCGCAGCCGCGACGCGCGUCGACCCCGGAAUCCCGCACCGGGGAGUGGAUUUUGCGCCGCCACAGCAGCGUGAGGUCCCGUCGUUCCUCAACUGAGAAUGGACGGCCCAGUGCUUCGUCGCUGCAGACACCGCGACGGCUAGACCGGGACUCGCAGGCGUCCCUGGAUCAAUCCGAACUCGCCCAGCGCCGCGCGUCGCUCUUCGGUGGGCGUUGCAGGCACUGUUACCACUUUGUCGCCCAAGGUGAGACGACUGAGCAUGACCGCUACUGCCCCUUGAAACCAUUGGCCUGCCAACAAACGGAUCCGAGGACCGGCACGGCCUGCGGCUACAUAUGCCGCGGGAGGACCAUGCUUCUCGACCACGAGGCCCGCUGCCACGCGAGCAACUCGAGACGCCCGACACCGUCGAAGGAGCGCCCGGAAAGCGUUAAUCGCCAGCAUGCCUCUGGUUUCUACUUCAACUCAGAUGCAGCGGGGCCCUUACUGUGUCGCUUUUGCGGUGCCAAGUUCGACUACUCGGCGGCGCUGGCGCGACACAAGGUACUUUGUCUUGAGGUAGAAGUUCCGUGUCCGCUCAAGUGCGGCAAAAUGUUUCGUCGUGGUGACGUCGCAAAACACCUGCAACAGCAGGCGCUUGAGCACAAGCCGAUGCAUGUUCCAGACUUGGCCACGUGCGCUGGGGACGAUCCAAGAAUUGCCCUGGCCCUCGUCCUGAAUCUGCUCCUGCAAAAGGCGAGUGGUGCGGGCAAAAGUGACCUGAAUACGCCGGCCGAGGACGGCACCGCACCGUCGCAGCGGAAGAAGGCUGAAGGUACACCUCCAUCCACUCUUGGGCCUGGCGGCGCCUCUGCGGCAGCACGCUCCUCUGCAACAUCCCUCCUGGCUUCGCCGAAUACGACGGCGAAGGUUCCAAGCUCAACCCUUGUCCCGCGUCGUGGCUCCGGUACUCACCCCAAACCAACGCAUAUUUUGCCGGGGCGGGCGCAGAAGACAGGGCUAAUCAACCCAGAACCAGCUGCACCCAACGAGAAUGGAAGUUCUCGCAUUAACGAGCCCAUUACCAAACCGCCUCGCGCAACGGAGUUGUUGAUCCCAGCGGAGAAAGCUUCUCCAAACGCCCCUCCAACGUCAGCUUCCGCGGAGGACACCGCCGGAAGCUCUGUGAAGCGGCCUCCAGAGGGGAAGGGAGGCCAAAAGAGUCCACCGCCUGGCGGCGAGGAUCAUGAGCUGGAUGAGGCCUUGCGUGACAUCGAUCAGCAACAAAAAAGCAUUGACCGACUGAAGGCGAGGUAUGAGGCACGACAUCAAAAGGAUAUGAGCGAUGAGGAGCAAAAAAGGCUUCUCGGUGAGAUCCAAAAAACCGCUGGGGCCAUUGAAACUCGUAUCAAGAAACUUCACAAGCAGGUGAUGGAAUACGUGGACCGAGAUGAAGCAAAUCCGUCAAGCGUUAUACAGAUGCUGGGAAGCUGGCGAUUGCUUGAGCGGAACUGGUACGAUGUGAAGUUCGCCGUGUACGACCACGCAAUGUCUUGUUAUGCCUAG
Trypanosoma conorhini is the source of this 1701-nucleotide messenger RNA. RefSeq lists its product as uncharacterized. The transcript has a single exon. Lineage: Eukaryota; Euglenozoa; Kinetoplastea; Trypanosomatida; Trypanosomatidae. The coding region runs from base 1 to 1701 and encodes 566 amino acids. The record is from RefSeq and is a predicted model, not a curated record.